UGCAGCCAACAUUCGCCAGUUGAAAGUUUAUUUUCAUCGCAACUUUGUCGGUCGGUGUUUUUACUGCUGACAAAAAGCGCCCCAAAAUCACCAUGUUCAGGACAAUCCGGUCCAGUUUCCGUGCUUUCGGGACAAUAGGUGUCCUGCAGAGUCGAAAGAGAACAAAUCUGAGAUAUCCCGUGGGAUUUCUCGUGGGCACGGGCGUAGCGCUCUGGUGGACGACAAGGGAUGCCCAGACGGAGCCUCGGAAGCAGAAGAUCAAUCCCAGCCACUUUAUGGCCACUCCAGUGACGAAUGUGAAGCACUUGGAGGACAAUCCGGAGGACAUGAAGAUUCGGAUGGAAUUGCUAAUAAUGAAGAUCCAGGCGGACUUCUGUCGCGCCCUGGAGGCUGAGGAGUUCGCGGGGAAGACAUUCGUGGUGGACAAGUGGGAGAGGAAUGAGGGUGGCGGUGGAAUCACGUGUGUUCUGCAGGACGGAGAGGUUUUCGAGAAGGCCGGAGUGAACAUUUCUGUGGUGUCUGGGAAUCUGCCGCCGGGCGCUGUCCAGCAGAUGCGCUCACGCGGGAAGAAGCUGUCCGACGGUCCACUGCCCUUCUUCGCGGCCGGCGUGAGUGCUGUCAUCCAUCCGCGCAAUCCCAUGGUGCCCACAGUGCACUUCAACUACCGCUACUUCGAGGUCACGGACUCCUCUGGACACAAGCAGUGGUGGUUCGGCGGCGGCACUGAUCUCACGCCUUACUACCUGAACGAGGAGGACUCUGUGCACUUUCACAAGACGCUGAAGGACGCGUGCGACGAGCACGACGCCACGUACUAUCCGCGCUUCAAGAAGUGGUGCGACGACUACUUUCACAUUCCGCACCGGAAAGAAUGCCGCGGCAUCGGCGGCAUUUUCUUCGACGACCUCGAUGAGCCUUCGCAGUCGGACGCCUUCGCCUUCGUGUCCUCCUGUGCAAACUCCGUGAUCCCGUCGUACUUGCCACUGGUGAGGAAGCACAAGAACGACUCUUAUGGCGAUCCGCAGCGAACCUGGCAACUCCUUCGACGCGGACGCUAUGUGGAGUUCAACCUGAUCUACGAUCGCGGCACCAAGUUUGGUCUCCACACGCCGGGAGCCCGCUUCGAGAGCAUCCUCAUGUCCCUGCCGCUCACGGCCCGCUGGGAGUACAUGCACGAGCCGAAAGCCUCAUCGCCGGAAGCCAAGCUCACGGCCGUGCUGAAGAAGCCACGCGAUUGGCUGCAAAUUGAGCAGAAACCCUGA
Messenger RNA from Phlebotomus argentipes, 1262 nucleotides. It is a transcript of the gene Coprox, whose product is annotated as oxygen-dependent coproporphyrinogen-III oxidase. The transcript is spliced from 2 exons. Bases 93 to 1262 code for a protein of 389 amino acids. Gene Ontology annotation, cellular component: cytoplasm; mitochondrial intermembrane space. Gene Ontology annotation, molecular function: coproporphyrinogen oxidase activity. NCBI's taxonomy places the organism in Eukaryota, Metazoa, Arthropoda, Insecta, Diptera, Psychodidae. The record is from RefSeq and is a predicted model, not a curated record.